Mercurialis annua (annual mercury) is the source of this 2955-nucleotide messenger RNA. Its product is annotated as calcium-dependent protein kinase 26-like. The transcript is spliced from 7 exons. Gene Ontology annotation, biological process: protein autophosphorylation; intracellular signal transduction; peptidyl-serine phosphorylation. Bases 810 to 2768 code for a protein of 652 amino acids. Gene Ontology annotation, molecular function: calcium/calmodulin-dependent protein kinase activity; calcium ion binding; calmodulin binding. NCBI's taxonomy places the organism in Eukaryota, Viridiplantae, Streptophyta, Magnoliopsida, Malpighiales, Euphorbiaceae. Gene Ontology annotation, cellular component: cytoplasm; nucleus. The record is from RefSeq and is a predicted model, not a curated record.
AUAAAACUGUAUUUGGAAUUUUAAUAUGUAAUUAGUUUGAUUUAAAAAAGUUAUGGACUAAAUUGUCAAAAUAGAAUAAAUUUGAUUUAUAUGAAUACCGUCGAACAAGUUUAAGGAUCGGGAUGACCAUUUAGUCGAUAUUAUAAUAAUAAACGCGUUGUUUUGAAACUUUCCAACAGAAAAAACGAUCUUUCUUUUCUUCUUCUGCUUCCUGUCUUGUGAAUUUUGUUUCUUUUAAUAUUUUCUUUCUUGUUUCAUUGUCAAGUAUUUGAAAAUUAAAAACUUCCUUUAAUAUCAUCGCUUUAACAAAUCCAAUUUUUAGUUCAUAAUAAAAAAUUCCCAUCAACAUUAAACUUUUUUUCUAUUAUAAGGACCUGGUAAACCCCAUUUUUCAUCACCAAAGACAGAGUCUUUUUGUUGAUUAAUUCUCUGCUUUUCUUGAAUCUUUCUUUAAAUUUUUUUAUGCAUUAGUUUUGUAUUUGACGUAGAAUUUGUCAAUUCAAAUUGUUUAUAUUUAUGUGUUGUUUUUCUUCAGGUUUCUUUUAAAUCAUCAUUCUUGGAUUGUUUUUGGUGUUUGUUUGUUUGCAUAAUUUUGUUUAAAGGGUUCAUAAAUUUUAAAAGUUUUUUUUCUAAUUUUUUUGAUUUUGAUGUGUUCACUACAAAAUCAAACACCCUUUAGGGAAAAAAAGAAUGGAGUUUUAUGAUCAAAUAUUUGACAGAGAAACAAACAAGAACAAGAAGAGGAAGAGAAGAGAAAAAAAGAUUGUGAUCAAAUUUUUGAGUUUUUGUUGAAAGUUUUGUUAUAUUAAAUGGGAAAUAAUUGUGUUGGAUCAAGAGUUUCUGAUUCAAUUUGGUGGCUAACACAUCCAACAGAUUGCUUGCUUCACCAUCAUCAGCAUCAUCAUCACCAUGUCAAUAAUAAAGAAACUGUUAAAAGAUUACCUUUUAAUAAACCAGAACAAGAAUCUUCUACUUCUGCUUUACAGCCUCGAAAUCCGCCUCUCGAGCCGAUUAAUACGCCUCCCGAGCCGAUCAAGAUAGCGAAAGAGGACAUUAUUACUAAACCACCGCCCGUAUUGCCGUCCCGGCCGCCUCCGCCGCCUCCGUCGCUAAGACAGGAAAAACCGCCGGUACACGCCCCAUUGCCGCCAAAGCCGAAACCGAAACCAAAGCCGAAACCCGAACCGGAAGAAAAGAGUACUAUGCAUGAACAAGUAUUGGAGCAGCUUAAUGUACUGGUGAAUAAUCAAAGAGAAGAGAAAAAACCAGAUGUUGCUUCAAGAACAAGAAAGCCUCACAAUGUUAGAAGAUUAAGUAGUGCAGGGCUUCGAGCCGAAUCCGUGUUACGAACAAGAACAGGACAUCUAAAGGAACAUUACAAUUUAGGAAGAAAACUUGGACAUGGCCAAUUUGGUACUACUUUUCUUUGUGUUGAGAAAGGAACAGGAAAGGAAUACGCCUGCAAAUCCAUAGCGAAGCGGAAAUUGGCGACGGUCGAUGAUGUAGAAGAUGUCCGGCGAGAAAUUCAGAUAAUGCAUCAUUUGUCAGGCCACCCUAAUGUUAUAUCAAUCAAAGGAGCUUAUGAAGACGCCGUGGCGGUUCAUGUGGUGAUGGAAUUAUGCAACGGUGGUGAGCUUUUUGAUCGGAUUAUUAGGAGAGGCCAUUAUACAGAAAGAAAGGCAGCUCAGCUUACUAGAACUAUUGUUGGUGUUAUUGAAGCUUGUCAUUCUUUAGGAGUUAUGCAUAGAGAUCUUAAGCCUGAGAACUUUCUGUUUGUUAAUGAACAAGAAGAUUCGCCUCUUAAGGCCAUAGAUUUUGGAUUGUCAAUGUUCUUCAAGCCUGGGGAGAUUUUUACUGAUGUUGUUGGAAGUCCAUACUAUGUUGCUCCUGAAGUUCUGAAAAAGCGGUACGGUCCAGAAUCAGAUGUUUGGAGUGCUGGAGUCAUGAUUUAUAUUCUCUUAUGUGGAGUCCCUCCAUUUUGGGCUGAAACCGAGCAAGAAAUCUUCGAAGAGGUAUUGCACGGUGAGUUGGAUUUUACGUCAGAACCAUGGCCUCAUAUCUCUGAAAGUGCCAAAGAUUUAGUCAGAAGAAUGCUUGUCAGGGACCCGAGAAAGCGAAUCAAAGCCCAUGAAGUUCUUUGUCAUCCUUGGGUUGGCGACGAUGGGGUAGCUUCAGACAAGCCUCUUGAUCCUGCAGUCUUAAGUCGGUUGAAGCAGUUUUCUGCUAUGAACAAGCUUAAGAAGAUGGCUCUAAGAGUUAUUGCUGAGAACCUUUCGGAGGAAGAAAUUGCAGGAUUAACCGAAAUGUUCAAGACGAUAGAUACAGAUAACAGCGGUCAGAUUACUUUUGAAGAACUCAAAGUAGGACUCAAAAGAUUUGGUGCAAAUCUCAAUGAGUCCGAAAUUUAUGAUCUAAUGCAAGCGGCUGAUAUUGACAAUAGUGGGACAAUAGACUAUGGAGAGUUCAUAGCAGCAACAUUAAACAAAGUUGAAAGGGAAGAUCAUUUGUUUGCUGCAUUCUCAUACUUUGACAAAGAUGGAAGUGGCUAUAUCACUCUUGAUGAACUCCAACAAGCUUGUGUUGAAUUUGGCAUGGAAGAUGUUCAUUUAGAAGAAAUGAUUCAAGAAGUUGAUCAAGAUAAUGACGGUCGGAUAGAUUACAAAGAGUUUGUGGCAAUGAUGCAGAAAGGGAACAGUGAAAUGAGUAAGAAUGGAUUAAAGGGUAGAAGUUUAGGCAUUGGAUUUAGGGAGGCACUCCAAGUUUGUUGACAGAUUGGUCCAAAUUAAUUAGUUUUGUUUUCUAUUUAUAAUAUAGAUUUCUUCAACCAAGUAAAUACUAGACAUUAAUUAAUGUUUUGGUCUCAGGAGUUUAGUGUGUAUAUACUAAAUAUGUAUACCAUCUGAUUCAAAACACAGAUUACUAUUCCUAAAUCAUAUUUCAAAGUGAGUUUAUAUA